Meleagris gallopavo (turkey) is the source of this 1651-nucleotide messenger RNA. The record is from RefSeq and is a predicted model, not a curated record. NCBI's taxonomy places the organism in Eukaryota, Metazoa, Chordata, Aves, Galliformes, Phasianidae.
UUUUGUUCUUUGUCUUUAGACACUGAGGUGGUGCUGCAGUGCAUAUCAAUGCUUAGAUGUUGUAACUCAGCUCCUGCCUUAUCAAGCAACCAUGUCAGAAGGGGACAGUAUUGGUGAGUCUGUUCAUGGAAAGCCUUCUGUGGUCUAUCGAUUUUUCACAAGACUUGGGCAGAUCUACCAGUCCUGGUUAGACAAAUCUACUCCAUAUACUGCAGUGCGAUGGAUCGUAACUUUGGGUCUGAGUUUUAUCUACAUGAUUAGAGUUUAUUUACUGCAGGGUUGGUACAUUGUGACAUAUGCCUUGGGAAUCUACCAUCUAAAUCUCUUUAUAGCUUUCUUGUCGCCAAAGGUAGAUCCCUCUUUAAUGGAAGAUUCAGAUGAUGGUCCUUCCUUACCUACAAGGCAAAAUGAAGAAUUUCGGCCUUUCAUUAGGAGGCUCCCAGAGUUUAAAUUCUGGCACUCGGCCACUAAAGGCAUCCUGGUUGCUAUGGCAUGUACAUUCUUUGAGGCUUUCAACGUUCCUGUUUUUUGGCCAAUCCUUGUGAUGUACUUCAUUAUGCUGUUUUGUAUCACUAUGAAGAGGCAAAUCAAGCAUAUGAUAAAGUACAGAUAUAUACCCUUCACACAUGGCAAGAGGAAAUACAAAGGGAAAGAAGAUGUGGGAAAGACCUUUGCUAGCUAGAAGGUGCAAUCAACCUUUUGACCAAUUCUGCUUACAACUAAAGGAACGAUUUUUGAGCCAUUGUAACAAUGCCUUUUUUCUUCAUAAAAAUGAUUGAGUUGUGACAAAGCAGUUGAAGUUUCAUUUUCAGAGGAUCUCGCUACUUUUAUCUGAAGUAUCAGUUGCUUGAAGAAACUGGCAUUCUAACCAACUUGCUUUGAGUUUAUCUUUUGUAAGAAGUUGGAGAAACUUUGGGUAAUCCCCUGGAUUUGGGAUAACGAAUUUCUUUCAGGAUCCAUUGCACUGGAGAGACGAAUGGCUUUGAGUUUGAUGUUUUUACAUAGUUCUUCUCAGUAUCACCCUGAAGUGCUGUGCACGUAUGUAGGAGAAAGGUGGCACACAUGAUGCUGUUUUCUGCUUCAUGGCCAUGUGCUAUUUUCAUAUAAAAAUUCAGCAGAUCUAAAUAGAUGCCAAUUUGCUAAAUGCAUGGUAUUACUGAGUCAUAAAUAUAAAUAGAAAAAGAAAUCUACAAAUGUAAGGAUUUUGCAGUAGGGAGAAAAACACACACAGCUUCUAAAGUAACUCAUUUCUGUUAGGUUUCAAUGCCAGUUUCACCAUUACACCUCCCAGCAGAUGCUAAAAUUGGGUUUUUUCAUGAUGACUCAAAGCUUUGUUCAAAAUCUAUUCCAAUUUCCUUUGAGGACCUGGAAUUAUAAAUAUAUAUAUUUUAAUUGUUUUAGUUGGAAUUUCUUUCAUACCUAAGGGUUUCUUGAUUAACUUAAGCCAACUUCGUGCAGCCCCUUCAGAAUAUACUCCAACUGGCCACAGGAGACAAACUUUGUGAGUUUUAAGAAAGAUUUUCAUUUUCUAUAGUUAAAAAAAAAAAGUCAGAUAAAUGACCUGCAUGUAAACUUUUUCAUGUGAUACGACUGCAGUUUUAUUAAGUGACUUUUUAAUUCCAAAAUUUAUUAAAAGACAGUGUCCCCCUUU